Messenger RNA from Balaenoptera ricei (Rice's whale), 839 nucleotides. RefSeq names its product chromatin modification-related protein MEAF6-like. Bases 7 to 582 code for a protein of 191 amino acids. Gene Ontology annotation, cellular component: NuA4 histone acetyltransferase complex. Lineage: Eukaryota; Metazoa; Chordata; Mammalia; Artiodactyla; Balaenopteridae. The record is from RefSeq and is a predicted model, not a curated record. The transcript has a single exon.
CACAACAUGGCGAUGCACAACAAGGCGGCGCCGCCGCAGAUUCCAGACACCCGGCGGGAGCUGGCGGGGCUCGUGAAGUGGAAGCAGGAGCUGGCGGAAACACUGGCAAACUUGGAGAGACAGAUCUAUGCUUUUGAAGGAAGCUACCUGGAAGACACUCAGAUGUAUCGCAACAUUAUUCGUGGCUGGGAUCGGUAUCUGACCAACCAAAAAAACUCCAAUAGCAAAAACGAUAGAAGGAACCGGAAGUUUAAGGAAGCAGAGCGGCUCUUCAGUAAAUCCUCAGUUACUUCAGCAGCUGCAGUAAGUGCAUUGGCAGGAGUUCAGGACGAGCUCAUUGAAAAGAGGGAGCCAGGAAGUGGGACGGAAAAUGAUACUUCUCCAGACUUCCACAAUCAGGAAAAUGAGCCCAGCCAGGAGGACCCUGAGGAUCUGGAUGGAUCUGUGCAGGGAGUGAAACCUCAGAAGGCUGCUUCUUCUACUUCCUCAGGGAGUCAUCAUAGCAGCCAUAAAAAACGAAAGAAUAAAAACCGGCACAGGAUUGAUCUGAAGUUAAACAAAAAACCACGAGCUGAUUAUUAGAAGACUCAUUAGUGCAGAAGCGUCCAGGCUAUAGAUCCCUGCUUCCCUACUCCGACCUCACAAAGAUAAACACCCCUCACCUAGCUGCGUGGCCAUCCAUCUCUGCUUUCCCAGACCCGGUGCCUGUGACUCUGAGUAGUUUGUUCUGAAAUGUGGUGACAAACAAGUCAUUUCUGUAAGACCAUAUUGGAGCAUUUACUUUGUGUCAUUUUCAGUAACAAUUGCAGGAAGACCCAAGACAUUGUUUUAAUUCCAGC